UCAUAGAAUGAAGAGGCGGUUAGUUUUUUUACUUGAUUGUCUUUUCUAACAGACUGUGAAAUACGAGAACAUAAGGUUUAGUUUACGGAGGGGCAGGUCCUCAGUUGUAGUCCCUCGCUAAGUUCUAAUGAAAAAAAAACUGAUAAGCGAGUGUCUUAAAGAAGAGCUCCCCUCCUCCUCUUCAGCGCCUGCCCAGGAGCGGUCUCGUCUUCUCGUAACCUCCCUGCUCUUCCCCCUCAUCCCGUCCCUGAAAACGCCGCAGAUGCGUUUGUCCCCAACGCCACCGCCGGCCCCCCUCCGCCCCCCUCACCUGGCCCGGACGAACCCCGUGGCGGUCGUCUCUCGCUCAGUUGGCCGCCACGUGCGUUCGGGAGUAGAUGGACCCCUGCGCUGCGCCGCGUCUUUGCCUUGAUCACAGGGCGCGAGCCGACUCCUGUCGCCUUGUCCGGCUGCGAAGUCGAUUCAAACCGAAUAAAAGCAUUUGCAGAGAGUGUGGAGUGUAAUCAUGGGUGACCUAAGACUUUCGUCUAAAUACCAGGCAUUUAUUUUUUCAAAUAAAUAAGUAUAUGCGGAUAGAAUCGGAAUUUUAAUUGAAUCAGUAUUAACAUUACACGAAACUGGACAGUGAUUUUUUUUCGUGAGAAGCAACUGUGAUAGAGACACUAAUCAAGCAAGCAUUAACACUACUACGCAAGGGAAAUGCAUGUGAAAAUACGGUAGAGAGGUUACGCCAUUUAUAAGCAUUGACAAUGACUCAAUUGGCGCCAGAGCUCUAGCGUAAUAAGGCACGAAACGCAAAAUUGUGCGAAAAAAAAGGAGUGCGACUGCCAGAAACAAUCUCAAGCAAUUUCAACGCCGUAAAAAGCAGUGUUCCGAUCUACAGAGAAAUUCGCGUUGACCCUCACCCCCUUCGAGGACUGACGGCGGCGCAGGUGUUGCAGCAACGCCAAUCCAUCAGCUCCGCCUUGCAGAGGGAACUGACCGUGAAAGCCAGAGCAAAGGCAUUAGUGCACCUCCGAGCGCCCGCUAAGGGGACUUCGACGUAAGAGUGGGGCGUCAGUCGAGAGGAUUCGAACGGCGGUUUUGACGAACAGGACACACUGACGCUGAAGACGACGAUGCAGUGGUCGAAGGCGCUCCUGCUGGGGAUCACUGUGCUGGCGACGGCCUCGAGCGUCGAAGGGCGCUCUGGAGGCAAGGGCAUCCUGAGGGUGAGGCUCAACAGCUUCCAGAACCCCCAGGCGAAGGACGUCGAGGGUAACUGCUGCAGGAACUACCGGAGGGGACCCACGUGUCGGGGUUCCUGUAGGACGUUCUUCAGGGUAUGCGCGACGCACAGCCCCCGACCCCUGAUCCUGCCGGCGACCCCGCAAACCCGUCCAGCCUCCGCCAAUGUCUCCUCGACGCCGGCGGAGGAGAUGAAGGUCUUCCGCGCCCCCGUCCCGCGUGCCCUCCUGCUGGGGGGACGAAGGCGACGCGGCCAGAGGCGAGCGCGAACCUCGGCCGUGACGGGGCGAUCGAGGGGCCGCGUCCCCCACAUCCCGUGCACCUUGGGCCUCAUCGUCACGGAGGUCAUCGCCAACAACUCGCUCGACGCCUCCGAGGAAGGGGCGCUCGAUAUCACCUUCCCGUUCUCGUCGCCGUGGCCGGAGCGCGUGGGCAAGCUGAUCAGCCGCCACGUGGGACGCCAUGCCUUGGAAGCGGGGAUGGAGUGGCUCUCCUACUCCUACUCCCACGAGAGGACGUCACUCCAGUACUCCAUUAAGGUCAACUGCGCCAGCCCCUUCUACGGCGCCCAGUGUUCGAAGAGUUGCGAGGACCUGGGCACGAAGAACAGUCACUUCGAGUGCACCGACGCGGGCGUGGUUCAGUGCGUCGACGGUUGGGAGGGAGAGGAGUGCGACGUCCCCAUCUGCCGCGAGGGAUGUGAUCCUGUGCACGGCUACUGUACUCAGCCGGGAGAGUGUCGGUGCUCCUUAGGAUGGCGUGGUGAGAAUUGCAGCGAGUGCACGCCAUUGCCAGGUUGUCAAAACGGCUAUUGCAACUCAACUAGCUUCGAGUGCCUGUGCGAGGAAGGUUGGGAUGGCCUAUUCUGUUCUCAACCCAUAUGUAAAGAAGGUUGUCAUGCCACGAGAGGGUACUGCGACCUGCCUGGGGAAUGCAAAUGUCGCAUCGGCUGGGGCGGCGACACCUGCCAGGAGUGCAAGCCGCUGCCCGGCUGCAUCAACGGCCACUGCACCAAGCCCCUGGAGUGCCGCUGUGACCCGGGCUGGACAGGACUCUUCUGCCAAACGCCUGUCUGUGCCGCCAACUGCAGCAAAGAGCACGGUGCAUGUGUGGAACCUGGAGAAUGCAGAUGUGACGUCGGUUGGUGGGGCGAGAACUGCGAUACAUGUUUCCCGUACCCUGGCUGUAAACAAGGGUAUUGCACAGAGCCCUGGGAGUGCGUGUGUAAUCCUGGGUGGAUAGGAAUGCUCUGUGACCAACCUGACAACGGCGGUUACUGCAGCGAGCACACGGAGGCGUGCCUGAACGGCGGCACGUGCAUCGACGUGCCCGGCGCCCGGAACUUCACGUGCUCGUGCCCGUCCCUCUUCACGGGGCAGCGCUGCGACUACCUGGCCGACCUGGACCAAGCGACGUCUUCGUCCUCGCCGGAGGCUACCGGGGAUCCCGAGAGCGUGCAGGUUGUGACGGCCGAUUCCUCCUCGCCUAAGGGCACGUACUCCCUGCUGCAGCCCACCCCCGUGCCGGGGAGGGCCUCGCGCAUGAACCUGACGAAGGACGAGCGACGCCUCCUCCUGCAGAACACGGCCCGCAUUUCCUUCCGGCGCCCGAAGCUCGUUUCGGCGACCGACAAGUCUGGCGGUCUGCCGUUCAAGGUGUUCGAGAGGAAGCUGAUCCCGCUGCCGGUGUUCCUGCCGCGCGUCAGCGAGAUCAUUCCCGGCAAAGAGGGCCCCGUGCGCCUCUUUAAGACCAUCGAGAAGAAGCCCACGCCCAUCCUCGUCCUGGACAACGUGUCGCAGGACGAGAAGGAGAACAUGCUCAUAACGAAGGCCUCCCCGGAGGAGGACGACCAGACCCCGGACGACAACCAGCUCGACGAGAACCGGCGCUUCAUCCGACACCAGCAGGGCGGGCCGGACCCGAGCCAGAUCGUGGAGAGGCGGCCGAGCACCCGGGCCCCACGCCCCUCGCCACGCCCCUCGGGCCCUUCGCCGGGCUCCUCCUCCACUUCAAGUCCGACUCAGCUAAGGUCUGCGCCCUCGAAGCUCAUGAGGAUCCGAGAACGGCCGCUCCUCGUCAGCGCCCAGGCCAGCGCCCUGCCGAGACCCAACCCGGUCAGCCCCGGCACUCUCAGGAUGCGCACGACGCCGCUGCAGCAGUCCCAGGCCAACAGCAAACCCACGACGACCUCCACGAGCACGACGACCACCGAGCGGUCGAACGCGCCACCGCAAGAAGAGCCCGCGUGGUCGUCGAGCGAAGCCGCGCCGGAGGGCCGGGAGCUGCCCGCAGAACCGCAGACUUACUACGAGCAGAACUCCAACGGCCGCGUCCACAUCGGCGACGUGAGCGAAGUGGACGAGGGAGCCCCGCACGAAGAGAUCUACGACGCCUUCAUCGAACUGAAGAAGGUGUGAGCCCAAAAGUCCCCCCAAAGUCCCCCACUGAAUCCAAGGACUCCGCUGUUGGGCCUCGAAUCUCCCGAAGCCUUUGCCCACUUGUGAUAAUAAGUGUCGACGUCACAGUCAUUGAUUCGGGCUAAACGCAAGGCAUCUUCACCAAAACGUGGUUCUGGCUUUAAACCAGCAAGCGCAGUCGAACAUUUGUGUAUAUAAUUAUAAAGUUGAAAGAUAUCAAUUGUUGUCCAUUGCAGACGAUGUGUAAUUUCGCUCUCCCAUUUCCUUAUGUUAUUUUUUUCCCCUUCUCUUUUUCGUCUACCAAUUCUCUCCCAGGUUUCUUCGUUCGUGCUCCCCAUUUUCCUUCUUAUUCACCCCCGUUUCCCGCUACUUAACGCACCUCAGUAAAUAAUCAGUAUUCUACUAAAAGUCUUCGUUUAUUAUUUCAGACAGACUGACUGUACCUGCCAAGGAGGUCGAUUCCCUCCGCAAAUAGUGGUAGUUCUUGACGCAUAUUCACGUGGAAAAAUUAUCAGUGUAU
Penaeus monodon (black tiger shrimp) is the source of this 4164-nucleotide messenger RNA. RefSeq lists its product as uncharacterized. NCBI's taxonomy places the organism in Eukaryota, Metazoa, Arthropoda, Malacostraca, Decapoda, Penaeidae. Gene Ontology annotation, biological process: cell communication; Notch signaling pathway; multicellular organism development. Gene Ontology annotation, cellular component: extracellular region; cell surface; membrane. Gene Ontology annotation, molecular function: signaling receptor binding. The record is from RefSeq and is a predicted model, not a curated record.